Messenger RNA from Diospyros lotus (date-plum), 805 nucleotides. Its product is annotated as 40S ribosomal protein S23-like. The transcript is spliced from 4 exons. Gene Ontology annotation, cellular component: ribosome; cytosolic small ribosomal subunit. Gene Ontology annotation, molecular function: structural constituent of ribosome. Bases 112 to 540 code for a protein of 142 amino acids. The record is from RefSeq and is a predicted model, not a curated record. Gene Ontology annotation, biological process: translation. NCBI's taxonomy places the organism in Eukaryota, Viridiplantae, Streptophyta, Magnoliopsida, Ericales, Ebenaceae.
UCAUGAUCUAGGGUUUUCUCAUUCCAGCGGCCAGAGUUCUAAAGCGGGUCUCUCGUAUUCGUCUCUGAAGCAUCUCGGUUCACAGUCGAAGAGCCUCCUCUCGACGCCGCCAUGGGGAAAACACGUGGAAUGGGAGCUGGUCGCAAGCUGAAGUCCCACCGUGUAAGGCAAAGGUGGGCUGAUAAGGCAUAUAAAAAAUCCCAUCUUGGCAAUGAAUGGAAGAAGCCAUUUGCUGGGUCAUCCCAUGCAAAAGGCAUUGUUCUCGAGAAAAUAGGCAUUGAGGCUAAGCAGCCAAACUCUGCUAUUAGAAAAUGUGCCAGAGUUCAGUUGAUUAAGAAUGGGAAGAAGAUUGCUGCAUUCGUGCCAAAUGAUGGUUGCUUGAACUACAUUGAGGAGAAUGAUGAAGUGCUGAUUGCAGGAUUUGGUCGAAAGGGGCAUGCCGUCGGAGAUAUCCCAGGAGUCAGAUUCAAGGUUGUGAAGGUGUCUGGUGUGUCGCUGCUCGCUCUGUUCAAAGAGAAGAAGGAGAAGCCAAGAUCCUAAACUUAAGAAAAAUGGCCAUUGGCACCCCGAAGAUCUGCUCCACAGGCAGAGUUUUCCUUUGAGUGCUGGUUGUCGUUUUUUUUUUUUUUUUCCUCCCGAUUUUUUGUUUUAUGGUUGAGAUUCAGAACUGACCAAUUCCUAGCAUCACUGUUAUGAGACCUAAAGGUUUAAUUAAAGAAUUACUUGUAUAAUGACUAGUAACAUUAAUGCGGAGCAUCUUCAGUUUAAAGCUCCUUCUAAGCUUUUUGGAGACGCAUCACCUUCA